AUGACUUCCACGAACUAUGCAGACUAUUCUACCGGUACCGGCUUUAUAGGAUGGUAUAUCGCAGCAACGCCUGAGCCAAUUAUCUGUACGUCCAAUGGCGCCUUCACUACAAGCGGCACCAUCGGUGACUGUAGUGAGUCGUCCGGAGAUCAACUAGCCACAGCGUGCCAUGCCGGAUCAAGUGUUGUGAGAGGUUCUUCUACGACAGCAUGCGGUACCGGCUCGACGUGCGACUAUUACAGAAUCUUUAAUACUGUCGGCCAAGAUGGACUGGGCGCCUUGACAAGAUACGCCUGUGUGGAUAAUUGGGCUGCCAACAGUCUUUAUCGAACUCUGCCUGCGGAAUACCUGGCUACUACUACAUCAUCUUCGGCUGCACCGACUUCUGCUACAACGACGGGGACAACCAAAUCGACAAACACUUCGUUCUCUACUUCCACGUCUGCAACCACGACGUCCCCAACACCAACCGGCGGCGCCGGUACAUCGGGCUCUUCCAGCUCAGGCCUCGGCGGCGGGGCAAUUGCAGGAAUCGUCGUAGGAUGUGUGGCAGCUGGCGCUAUCCUUGCUGUGCUGGUUGUCUUCCGCAGGAGACUUAUGAGCUGCUUUGGAUAUCACAAGACAACUGACUCUCACGGACCCUGGUCUCCCGUCUACAUGCCACCGCAGACGCAGUCGGUAUCCCAGUCAAACUCUCAAUCUCAGCCAAUUUCCGAGCUUUCUGGGCAGCGAAAUGUUUACGAGAUUGGGUCUUCGCAGGUUGGGGCUGAUGCUGUUCCUGAGAUGAGAUCUUGA
This is a messenger RNA of Penicillium antarcticum, 795 nucleotides long. RefSeq lists its product as uncharacterized. NCBI's taxonomy places the organism in Eukaryota, Fungi, Ascomycota, Eurotiomycetes, Eurotiales, Aspergillaceae. The record is from RefSeq and is a predicted model, not a curated record. Bases 1 to 795 code for a protein of 264 amino acids. The transcript has 4 exons.